AUGGCCGACGCAGGAUUUUUCAAAGGCACUUCUGCAGACCAGGACCGUCGCUUCUCUGACAAAGAGUUGAAGUUGUUAAAGUCUAUGAAAUUUCCAUCAGAGUUUGAUAAAAAGGUGGACCUCAAAAAAGUAAAUCUCAACGUCAUACGCCCAUGGAUCGCCAAAAAAGUCACAGAACUCGUUGGCUUCGAAGAUGAAGUGGUCGUCGAGUAUGCCAUGGGUCUCCUCGAUGACCCCAAUCAUACCACUCCAGACCCAAAGAAAAUGCAGAUAAACCUGACAGGUUUCCUCACGGCAUCGACACCCUCAUUCAUGACUGCUCUCUGGUCUCUACUGCUGGAGGCUCAGGAGCAUCCCGCAGGCGUGCCACAGACGUUUGUGGAGGAGAAAAAAGAGGAAAUGCGCAAAGCCCGCGAGGGUGACGCCGCGGGCGCGGAAGGGGUAGGGGCAGAGGCAGAGGCGGAUUUGAAGGUGGUGGCCGAGGCAGAGACAACGGUUGGGGUGGACGUGGUGGCGGCCGUCCUGGUCGCAGGAUAUCUCGUAGUCCACCGCCCCAUCGCAGGCGCUCCCCAUCUCCGAACUCUCCAUUUGACGCAAGGAGUUCCCGAUCUCCGCCUCCUUCCCUCAGACGUUCGCGCUCUCCGAGGCGUUCCAGAUCUCGCAGUCCUGUACGUUCGCCAUCGGUUGAAUCUCGAUCUUUGUCGCCUCCGCCACCAAGGAGACGGAGACGGUCUCCCAGUUACUCGCGUUCGCCUCCACGAAGAUUCGGACGAGAAAGAAAUAGCAGAAGUCCCCCGCUUCAGCGUCUCACGGUCUGCGACGAGAUACGCUCGUCGCAGGAGUCCGAGUCCUCGUAGGCGGGUCAGCAUCUCUCGUUCGCCUGUAAGACGACGGGUUACUCGCGAUGAAGCCGGUGAUGGCGGGAAAGGGAAGCGUCCGGCGAGGCGUAGUCCUUCGUCCUCGCGUAUGGAUGUUGAUAGACUGAGAAUCACUGACGAGCCCCUUCCGCAAAAUGCCAGAGGUGAGCUGAAAAUCAAGGGUCAGGCUAGGCGAAAUAAGUGGGAUAAUGCAGACAGGGAUGACGGAGGUCUUGAGCAGCAUGAUCUAGAAAAGCGAGAGAAAGAACUGAAGGAGAGAGCGUUGAGAAAUAAGGUUGUCAGGACUCGUAAAGGGAGCAGCGGUGCUGGCGGUUCGGGAUAG
Suillus discolor is the source of this 1200-nucleotide messenger RNA. RefSeq lists its product as uncharacterized. Gene Ontology annotation, biological process: mRNA processing; regulation of mRNA splicing, via spliceosome. NCBI's taxonomy places the organism in Eukaryota, Fungi, Basidiomycota, Agaricomycetes, Boletales, Suillaceae. The record is from RefSeq and is a predicted model, not a curated record. Gene Ontology annotation, molecular function: RNA binding. The transcript is spliced from 9 exons. Gene Ontology annotation, cellular component: spliceosomal complex. The coding region runs from base 1 to 1200 and encodes 399 amino acids.